AUGUUCGGUCGACAAAUCAUCACUCCACAGCGACUCAGCGCGGCAGGCCGUGGUCUGAGAUGGCAACCCCUUUCAUCAGAAACCCGCCGCUCAUUCACGCCAUCUGCGUUUCGAUAUCCUCGUUUGAGACCAGGCUCUCGAACCUCAACAGUAGUGCGCCACGACCAUGUCCAGCCAGCAGAGAAAGUCCCGACCCGUGUCGAGCCAGAAGAGGCCCCCAAAGCAGACACUAGCAGCACACCACCGAAACAGCCAAGACCACGCAGAAUCCCCCCUCAACUCACGCAACCCCACGACAUCUGGCGCGCUCACUCCAUCCACCUCGAACUGCCGCCAGACGCAUCAACCAUCCCAGUCGACGGAGCCAGCGGCCCCCCAGAGUCCUACUUCUCCAAGACGCCCACCAAACCGAAAGCGCCCCCGGCCCCCGGCACGCUCACCUUUGAGCCGACGCCGACGCCCACCCACGCCCUCGCCUCGAAGCUCCUGACAACCCCGACGCCGACGUUCCUGCACGCCUCGUCGCACCUGCGCAACACGCGGGCCAACUCGGCGCUGCCGGAGAUCGCCAUCAUCGGCGCCUCAAACUGCGGCAAGUCGACGUUUCUCAACGCGGUCGCGCACCGCGCGCACCUGGCGCGCACGUCGGCGCGCGCGGGCCACACGACGACGAUGAACACGUACGGCCUCGGCCCGGCGCCUCCGCCGGCGACGCAGGAAGGAACUCCAAAAGCUGACGAAGGAAUUGUUCUUCAAUUACCCACGGUCCAUGAAAGCAACAUGGGUGGAAUGCUACGGGGCGUCGUCGUGUUGCUGCCGGCCGACAAGGAGGGGCUCGCGCAGCGGGACGCCGAGGUGCUGCGCAUGGUGGCGUCGCUCGGGCGCCGCGUGCUCGUCGUGCUGACCAAGACGGACAAGCUCGUGCGCGCGUACCGCGGGCCCGAGGCCGACGGCGACCUGCACGGGUGGCUGCGCGGGCGCGCGGCCGCCACGGUGCGCGCUGUGAGGAGGGCGUGCCGCGGCGAGAAGGGGACCCUCGUGCCGCGCGUCUAUCUCACGGCCGCCGCCAUGGAGAGGCGGGAGGGUGAGUGGAAAUCAGAGCCCAUGGGCUGCCAUCGCGGCAUGGCGGGUGUGCGUGAAGCCAUCAUGGAGAUGGCCGGCGUGGGGGAGCUGCUGGCGCCAAGUGGAAAAAAGCAAGCGGCCAAGCAUGAUGUGCAUAGUCUCGAGGACGUGCCGGCCGAGAAGCGGUCCGAAACUAGAGAUCCUGAGGCCUGGGGAGGCGAGACGAUUUCUUUUGAGGACUUGGAGAAGAUGUACCGAAAGAAGUAA
Verticillium dahliae VdLs.17 is the source of this 1329-nucleotide messenger RNA. RefSeq lists its product as uncharacterized. Gene Ontology annotation, molecular function: GTP binding. Lineage: Eukaryota; Fungi; Ascomycota; Sordariomycetes; Glomerellales; Plectosphaerellaceae. The record is from RefSeq and is a predicted model, not a curated record. Gene Ontology annotation, cellular component: mitochondrion. Bases 1 to 1329 code for a protein of 442 amino acids. The transcript has 3 exons.